This is a messenger RNA of Rhagoletis pomonella (apple maggot), 1007 nucleotides long. RefSeq lists its product as uncharacterized. The transcript is spliced from 2 exons. The record is from RefSeq and is a predicted model, not a curated record. Lineage: Eukaryota; Metazoa; Arthropoda; Insecta; Diptera; Tephritidae. The coding region runs from base 230 to 805 and encodes 191 amino acids.
AAGAAUGGUGUCUUGGUAGAAUUGUCAGACUCCACCGAGGAGCUGAUAACCACAUACGAGUAGCCGAAGUUAAAACUCAAAAUGGCAUUUUCACACGACCCAUCGUAAAACUUUGUGUACUUCCCCCCCAAUAAACUAAACUAAACUCUAAACUACCACACUUUUCUAUACGUUUUUCGAAGCCCAUCUCCAGUAUGUCGACCAUCUAAUACGGUUUUUUUAUUUCAGAAUGGCGGACAUUUACCAAUGCCAGCUAUGCUGCCGUUUCCAUCCAUUACAGGCUUGUGCGUGGUUUCGGCGAAUGACUGUAGAUGAGCGGAAAGAGGCUGUUAGAGUACAUAAAUAUUGCGGCAACUGUCUGGCACGAUCUCACUCCACCAGGGCAUGCCCUUCAAGGAACACUUGCCGAGUAUGCAAGUUGUCACACCACACCCUUUUGCAUCGGACCACAGAUAAAACCCCAGCGCGAAUUUCCAGCGCCGUCACUAUUGUGCCUCCGCGUGCCCAAAAACGCCAAUGUGUCCAUACGCGCAUCUGCUUAUGCCACCCACAGCGAACAAACACCACUGUGCCUAGAAGUCAGCGUAAAGCACUAAACCGUGAUGGAAAAGAGGGCAUUUUCAAACGCCAAUCGAAGGCAGCACGUCCUGACCGAGGGAAAAGACGCCAUUACCAACUUGACGACCUAGUGACUGUGGCGGCCACCUCGCUGCGCGACUUGCAACAGCAUCUCAAUCGUUUUGCACCGGUGCAAGGGGGCCGGCAUGAUCACGAUGAGAAUGGUGGCAACCUCAUCACCUUCUAAAGAAGCUGAAUUCAUCCACACACAGUAACACCGAAUUAUGUAUUAUAAAUCACCUUAAUUUGUAUAUGUAGAUGUAAAUGAAUAUAAAUGGAUUUUAGAGGCGAACGGUUUCAAUUUUCCAACUGCGACCGUCACGCCAAUAGUAUUGUAUACCUCCGAUAUUAAUAUCGUGUAAAUUAAACACAAUUGAAGUUAUAUUGAA